Pyricularia pennisetigena is the source of this 1593-nucleotide messenger RNA. RefSeq lists its product as uncharacterized. The transcript is spliced from 3 exons. Gene Ontology annotation, biological process: carbohydrate transport; transmembrane transport. The record is from RefSeq and is a predicted model, not a curated record. NCBI's taxonomy places the organism in Eukaryota, Fungi, Ascomycota, Sordariomycetes, Magnaporthales, Pyriculariaceae. Bases 1 to 1593 code for a protein of 530 amino acids. Gene Ontology annotation, cellular component: membrane. Gene Ontology annotation, molecular function: carbohydrate:proton symporter activity.
AUGGCCAUCAUCGGCAAGAGAGAAGAGUUCUCCGAUGAUGAUCGCCUCAGCAAGAUUGCCGAGGCAGAUACCAAACCAUGGUACAAGAAGCCGAACUUGAGGUUCUUGUACCUCAUCCUGGUUCCCACUGGCCUUGGUGUGGAAUGGACUUCGGGUUUCGACUCUUCCAUGAUGAACAGUCUUCAGGCUGUACCAUCAUGGGUCGCAUACUUUGACAACCCUACUUCCUCACGUCUCGGGCUUCUCAACGCCAUGUACUCGCUCGGCGCCCUGAUGGCCAUCCCCUUUAUCCCGUCCGUUUCGCAGUGGCUUGGCCGCCGCUGGACAAUCGUCGCUGCUUCGCUUGUCAUGUGCAUGGGCGCAGGACUCCAGACCGGUGCUGUCAAUCAAGACAUGUUUCUGGCCUCCCGCUGGGUCCUGGGAUUCGGCAUUCCCUUCGCAAUCGUCAACGCAUCCUCCAUGCUAGGAGAGUUGAGCUAUGCCAAGGAGAGGCCUGUCAUGACUUCGCUCUUCAACGCGUCCUGGUUUGUCGGUGCAAUCAUCGCCGCUGGCACGACGUAUGGGUCUUUCAAAAUGAACACGACGUGGGCCUGGCGACUGCCCUCACUGUUGCAGCUGGUGCCAUCCAUGUGCCAGAUGAUCUUCAUGCCGUUCUGCCCCGAGUCGCCACGCUGGCUCAUAUCGGUCGACCGCGCUGACGAGGCCUACGCCAUCCUUCAAAAGUACCACAGCGAGGGUGAAGACGGAGACGAGUUUGCACGCCUUGAGUUCGCGCAGAUCCAGUCCACGAUCGCGCUUGAAAAGGAGACAGCUUCCAGGUUCGUCUGGGCCGAUGUCAUCCGCGACGCCCCGAUGCGCCGACGGUUCCUGCUCGCCGCCAUCGUGGGUUUCUUCACGCAGUGGUCCGGAAACGGCCUGCUCAGCUUCUACAUGAAGAAGAUUCUCAACCUGGUCGGCGUCAAGGACAACGACACGAUCCAAAAGUUCAUCCUCGGCAACACGUGCUGGGGGUUCAUCAACGCCGUGCCCAUUGCCCUUAUCGCCCCUCGUUUCCCACGCCGGCGGAUGUUUCUCAUCUGCACCAUCGGGACCGCUUGCGUCUACACGGCCUGGACGGUGGCCUCUGCCCGCUUCGACAUGACCCAGGACCCAGCGGCUGCCAUCCCCGUGCUGGUUUUUAUUUUUGUCUAUUCGCCCUUUUACAACAUCGGCUGGAACGCGUUGACGUACACUUAUAUGGUUGAGAUAUUCCCUUACGCUCAGCGCGCCAAGGGAAUCGCUGUAGAGCAGGCCACGGUUCGCGUUGCAGUCUUCUUUAACACUUACGUCAAUGCCCUAGCGCUGGACAGCAUCCGCUGGCGCUAUUACAUUGUCUAUUGCAUCUGGAUUUUGAUCGAGAUCACGACGGUUUAUUAUCUGUUUCCCGAGACGCACGGCCGUACGCUGGAGGAGCUUUCGUUCAUGUUUGAAGGCAAGGAGGCGCAGGCGCGUGUGACCAGCGGAAUUGAAAAGAUUGCACACGCCGACGAGACGCAUGUGGAGGAGGAGGGGGCUGCGGCGGAUCGGGCGGCGACCAACGAGGGCAGAGUCUAG